UGGGGAGGCGUUGGGCCUGGCCUGAGGUAGGAGGGAACCCAGCUGUCGCCGCCAGUGCCUGAGCCGCGAUGCUCGCGUGGGCCCUCUCCGCGCUGCUCUGGUCUCUCCUAGGAGUUGGAUCGCAACGUCCUUCCUUAUUCAGUAACAAAGGCAUUGUUUACGGCACGGUAGGACGCCCAGUGAAAAUAUAUGUAAAGUUACAUCAGGAUAGCCCUGUCCUUGUUUGUAUGGAUGUUAAUCGUGCUAGUAAAGAAACAGUGGACCCCGCCUACUUAUGGAUUGGGCCAAAUGAAAAUACAUUAACAGGGAAUGGCCAAAUAAAUGUAACAAACACAGGAAAACUGAUAGUGAAAGAUUUUAUGGAGUCAUUGUCUGGACUUUACACAUGUACUCUUUCAUAUAAGACUAUCAAAGCAGAAACCCAAGAAGAAACUACAAUAAAGAAGAGAUAUGACUUUAUGAUCUUUGCCUAUCGGGAACCUGAUUAUUCUUAUCACAUGGCUGUGCGUUUUACCACAAAAUCUUGUGUAGGAAGAUAUAAUGACCUGCUCUUUAGAGUGCUGAAGAAAAUCUUGGAUAAUUUAAUCUCUGAUUUGUCGUGCCAUGUCAUAGAACCAUCAUAUAAGUGCCAUUCUGUUAAAAUUCCAGACCGUGACUUCGUGUACGAGCUAUUCAUAGCCUUUCAAGUGAAUCCUUUUGCACCAGGCUGGAAAAGUGUGUGCAACGAUUCUUCCGACUGUGAAGAUGCCACUAACCGUAACAUCCUCAAGGCAAGAGAUCGGAUAGAAGAAUUUUUUCGGAGCCAAGCAUACAUUUUGUACCAUCACUUUAAUAAAACUAUACCAGCUAUGCAUUUUGUGGACCACAGUUUUCAAGUAGUACGAAUAGAUAACUGUCGACCAGGCUUUGGGAAAAAUGAAGGUCUACACAGCAAUUGUGCUAGCUGUUGCGUGGUCUGUAGUCCUGGAACAUUCAGUCCUGAUGUCGAUGUCACCUGUCAGAUCUGUGUUUCUGUCCAUUCAUACGGAGCUAAAUCUUGCCCAUAAACUUCAAGACCAGAGAUGAAAGCAUGGUUACUUGCCUCUGAAGCAUGUAUAUCCGUGCACCAGAUAUGUGCUUGGUACCUUCCGAGACCAAAAGAAGGCAUUGGAUCCCCCAGAACUGGAGGUACAGAAGGUUGUAAAGCCUCAUGUGGGUGCUGGGAAUCCAACCCAAGUCUUCAGGAAGAAAAGCCAGUGCUCUUAACCACUGAGCCAUCUCUCCAGCACCCAUAGUACUUUUGAAGUUAGAACUAAACAAGCUACUUUAGUUUCUUUGAUUUUAUUUUUUAAUAAUUCAUAGAAUCAUGUUUAAUACAGGCUUAGAUUUACAGAAAAUGAAACAAGUGAUAUGUAGCUCCACAUAUCCCUCCAUGUACACUUGUCCUCCCCCACACAUCCCCCCUGUUACUAUUCGCUGUAAUCCAUGGUUCACAUUAAAGUUUUAUUCUUCAUGUUACA
Molecule: messenger RNA, 1499 nt
Organism: Peromyscus californicus insignis
Lineage: Eukaryota; Metazoa; Chordata; Mammalia; Rodentia; Cricetidae
Gene: Zpbp2
Product: zona pellucida binding protein 2
Exons: 9
Coding region: 69-1046 (325 amino acids)
Biological process (GO): acrosome assembly; binding of sperm to zona pellucida
Cellular component (GO): extracellular region; zona pellucida receptor complex; acrosomal vesicle
Source: RefSeq, a predicted model, not a curated record